AUGGAACCACGGAUCGGAGAUAAAUUCCUGAUUGAUUUAUGGAAAGAAACAAAAGCUAUUUUUAAACUGAUGGUAUUAACCAUACCAACUCAACUCUUAGUGGCUCUACCUUGUUCACUUUGUAUUAUGUUUGCUGGGCAUGUUAGUGUGGAGACAUUGAAUGCCGUGGGCAUGGGAUUUACGUAUAUUUACUGCACGGCGUAUUCUUCAUCUAUUGGGCUAGGCAUUACUUGUGAGGUCCUGUUUUCACAGGCAAACGGAAGUACAAAACGCUCAUCGCUUGGUCUCGUCAUUCAGCGCUGCCUCGUGAUAUCUUUUCUUCUCUUUUUACUAAAUGGAGCUAUGGCAACCCAUUCUUACAUUCUUAUCAAGUUUCUUGGAAAAAACGACCAAACGGUAGAGGAAUAUUAUUAUUUUAUGCUUGCCGCAAUUCCAGGAUUUUGGGGAUUUUCUGUAAUGUUGGUGGAAAUGAAAUAUUUACAAUGUCAGAAAAUUGUUAAACCGUGUGUUGUAAUUGGAAUUAUUGUGAAUAUUUCACAUGUUAUGUUUGGUAUACCUUUAACAUUGUGGACCGGAUUAGGUUCCACUGGAACCGGUUUAUCAUUCAGUCUCACCUAUUGGCUGUGGGCGAUUCUGUUCUUUGUUUAUAUCAAACUGAGUAAAGUUUGUGUUGAAACAUGGGUUCCAUGGUCAACAGAAUGCUUCAAUUGUUGGUGGCCGAUUUUGAAAAUAGCCAUUCCAAAUACAUGCAUGAUUGCUUUAGAGUUUAGUCUUUUCCAAGCAUUUCUUGUUCUUUGUGCUAUGUUGGGUAGCUUCUAUUUAUCUAUUUACCUGAUCGCUGCCAAUGUUUCUGAAUUUAUAUACAAUAUGUUUCUUGGUUCCUGUAGUGCCGCCAUUAUUCAUAUUGGAAACUAUCUUGGAAACGGCGAUUACGAACUUGCUAAAUUAUCCGCACAGGCGUCUGUAUUUCUAGUUGUAUGUCAGUCAGUCGUCGAUUUUUGUACAGUAUUGAUAUUAUGUUACGUGCUACCCUUUUUAUACAGUAACGAUAAUCUCAUUAUUAGGGAAUCCAGACCACUAAUAAUUCUUUUUGCUCUCCUUCAUUUAUUGCAAGGAGUAGGUUUUAUUUACGGCGGUCUUCUCAAAGCUUGCAGUAAACAGCAAUUUGUUAUGAUGGCUCAUAUCGCAUGUAUAGGAAUUAUUGGAUUUCCUAUAGCAUACUGCCUCAUGUUCUUGGUAUCGUUAAAUGUGUAUGGUGCCGCGAUAGCUAUACAAAUAUCGGAAGUUUUCUUGUGUAUUUUUACCUUUGCAAAAGGACAUUUUUUAAAUUGGAAAGAAGAAGCAUAUUUAGCUGUAGAACAGGCUCACAAAACAACAACAAUUGAUAGAAACAAUUAUGAAGACUCGGUAAAUGAUCCAAACUCUGUUAAAGAAUCGACACGGUUAGUUACAAAACCUCUUAAUAAAAACUGGAAGACAGUGUUACAGAAAGGCUUCUUUAUCGUGCUAUUUACGGCUGUGUUUAUAGGAUCAAUUUAUAUCAGUAUUUUAGCUUUCUGUACAGGGGAACGACCUGUGCUGCUGGGCGGCUCGUAA
Messenger RNA from Lottia gigantea (owl limpet), 1596 nucleotides. RefSeq lists its product as hypothetical. Gene Ontology annotation, molecular function: xenobiotic transmembrane transporter activity; antiporter activity. Gene Ontology annotation, biological process: transmembrane transport. The record is from RefSeq and is a predicted model, not a curated record. The coding region runs from base 1 to 1596 and encodes 531 amino acids. The transcript has 2 exons. Gene Ontology annotation, cellular component: membrane. Lineage: Eukaryota; Metazoa; Mollusca; Gastropoda; Lottiidae.